AUGGUCGCCUAUAAAUUAAAAUUUAACGAAGAUCUCUUUGUUCGCGCCUAUGUUGACAUGUAUGAAGCAUUGGGCAUGGCUAAUUCAGAUCGCUCCUUCGAUAUUUCAAUGGAAAAAUUUAAAAGCGGCUGGACCUUCUUUGUAAUCCCCUUAACUUCCACAUUAGAUGAUUCAUGCGGUUUCGAGCUUUUGCGAAGUGGUACGACAAGUAUUCGCUUAGAAUUCAAUACUCCAAUUCCCACGGGGGGUGUUGAAAUGAUUGUUCUAGGGGAAUUUGAUCAGAUGCUCAUGAUUGACUAUAAUCGCCAUAUUGUAUCUGACUCAAAUUUGGGUUAA
Messenger RNA from Meloidogyne enterolobii, 336 nucleotides. NCBI's taxonomy places the organism in Eukaryota, Metazoa, Nematoda, Chromadorea, Rhabditida, Meloidogynidae. The record is from the annotation of a GenBank genome assembly.